Nicotiana attenuata is the source of this 1689-nucleotide messenger RNA. RefSeq lists its product as uncharacterized. NCBI's taxonomy places the organism in Eukaryota, Viridiplantae, Streptophyta, Magnoliopsida, Solanales, Solanaceae. The transcript is spliced from 4 exons. Bases 1 to 1689 code for a protein of 562 amino acids. The record is from RefSeq and is a predicted model, not a curated record.
AUGGCCUCCACGGCCGGUGACCAGCCUCUUCCUGAGGUUGGCCCGUCGUCUCCCUCCCCCCUUCAGCCGUUUCCAACCUCUACAAACCCUAAUACAAACCCUAAUCCACCUAAAACAUAUGCGAAUUUAUUAAACCCUACUGUCAUAAAUACGCACAUGCAAACCCUAGCUACAUUGAAACCAAUUGAGUUCCUUCAUGGAGAACCAAUUGUGAAGUGGAAGAAACAAGAAGUGAAGCAAUCCAUCGUACAACAAGGGCUUCAACUUGCAGUUCUUGGGAAAUUUUCAUAUGGGAAGCCUGUUAUUGUUGGCUUGAUUGAAGACAAUCAUGUGUUAAUUAGGCUGUCUUUAUUGGAGGAUUAUGUUCAUCUUCUCUCAAACCCAGCUUUUUAUUUAAAGGCUCAAUUAGACAUGUGGCAGAUGCGUUGUACAAAAUGGAAUCCAUGGUGGACACCUGAUGAAGAGACUCCAAUUGCCAUAGCGUGGAUUAGUUUUCCAGAACUUCCUCCAAAUUUCUUUGGUAAGGAAUGUGUAUUUUCAUUAGCUCGUGCAGUUGGUAAUCCAUUACAUGUAGACCUAGCAACUCAAAAUGGGACUAGACCUAGUUGUGCUAAGGUAAAGGUGAAAGUGAAUUUGCUAGGUAAUAUCCCUAAACGUAUUAAGAUUGUUGAGGAAGCUGAUGAAUCUGGGCCAGAAGAGUUCAAAUUGAUCAGGAUUAAGUAUGACUAUAUGCCUAAAUAUUGCAAGCCUUGCAAGAAACAAGGGCAUAGUGAGGCAGAAUGUUGGGUAAUUCAUCCUGAGUUACACAAGAGAUUUGAUGAAGAUGUUGAGGAUCAAGGCAAGGAGAAGACAAUUGUGGUGAGUACUGAAGCAAUUGGUACAGCUGCAAAUUCAACAAAGGUUCUAUCAAGUGGAAAGGUGGUUGGUAAGCCUGCUACUAAUCAUGCCAAGCAGGAAUGGAUACAAGCAAGGAAGAACAAAUACCAACGGGAUAAUAGGGGUCACAUUGUUGAUAAUAAACAAAGUAAGGAAGCUGACAAGGGUAAAGGGAAGGCCAAACUUGAGGAGGUAGUAAUCAAGAACAAGUUUAAUGCAUUAGAGGUUGAGGAAGUUUAUCAACCUAUUCUACAAAUUACUGAAGGCAAAGGUGAGGAUCAUAGCAAUGCGGGAGAAAGUAGCCAACAAGAACUUAAGCGUGUGAAGAAGGAAGCAGUGAAGAAAUUGUUGGAAGAUCAGCAUAAUGGGAACUUAACUAAGGAUAAUCCUAUUGUUCCUAGUGAUCAAAGUAGUGAUGCAAUUGAGGUAGAGGAUGAUCAAAUAGGCACGACCAAGACAACAGGAGACAAAGUGAGGGACAACAGCCCACCUAGCGAUAGGCUGGCGACGCCAGGCCUAAAGCCAGGCUCCACAGGCGUUAGGCUGGCGACGCCAGGCCUGGCGCCAAGGUCACCUAAUGAAGCAACGAUAGUUAAUCUUGUUACUAGUGCAACUGGCAAGAUUUUGGCAUAUGUAGAUGGUGUUCCGAUGUAUGUAUUGGAGAACAAACUUGAUGAUAAUGUGAAGGUUAGGGAUGAUACAGUAGGAUCGGAGAAUAACAGUGAAAAGAAUGAUGAGCACGCAAUUGUUCCAAGAGCAUUUGGGGAAAUAGAGGAAGUGCCUAUGGAAUAUGGCACUGAUCAAAUUAUGUAG